AUUGAGAGGAUCAAGCUUAUUCUCGCAGCACGAGCGAAUACGAUGUCCCUGUAUUCGUAAACAUUCCUAUAUUCGCGCCUCACUCGGUAGAUUAACACAGAUAUCGUUAGACGUUAUCGUUUUGUAAAUAAACAGUAGAGGCCAAACGGCUACAUUAAAUAGUAGUCACUUUGUGAGAUCUCUUUGUAGCAUGAGGAAGAAUGAGUUGAAACUCAAGUGGUUGAAUCUGAAUCAAGUGUCUUAAUUAAUUUCAAGUGUUUCAAUAUACGAAAAGAGUGUAUCAAUUAACUUCGGAUUCGUCGUAUUAAGUCCUUGCAUCUCUUCAACGUUUAACGAAUUGUACCAGGUUCGUCAUUGCAUGACUAAGUCUGUUAAAUAUGAGAUAUGUCUGACUAUAUCAGAUGAUCUGAAGAUAACAUAUCAAAAGGAUCGCAAAAAGUAGUUUGGUUUGUGACAACGAAGCACGCAGUUUUCCGUUCAAAACUGUGAUUAACUCAGCUGAACUCAGAUCAACCACGAUAUUUUUUCUUGUGAAACAAGUACGAGCGAGAGGACAGUUGUACUGACAGUUCUAUAUUAAAAAAUGGGCCUAAAAUGGUUUCGGGCACGUCUAUCGAUCGAGAAAGCAGCGGCCAAAGUUCCCGAAAUGGCGGGCCUAUAUCGGAGAAUUUCUUUCUCCGAGUCGUCAAUUCAGAGAACUGCAGAAGUCUCAGUUUCGCCUGUUUCAUUCGCAAGUUAUUCAACGGCAAGUGACGAUAACGAAACAGUACCAUAUGACCGUUCGAAAGAAGAGCUUACAAGUCAGUCAUCAUUGUCAAUUAAUGAUUCGGAGGAAAUUACGAUAAAAAACAAUGAUAAGAAACUAAAGAUAAAUAAUCAUGCAGUUGAAAAUGCGGAGCCUUCUACUUCUAACAAAGAUCUAAAUAUAAAAGAGCCAUCGACUUGCAACAACGAAUCAAAUAAGAUAACUAAAAAUCAGAAUGAUGUGUUAGAUACAAGUCCUAUCUGUGCAGAUAACGAGUUAGUGAUUUAAUAAGAAAAGAAUGUUAAUACACGUAUAUAAAGAUAUUUUGCAUGGAAGAUGGAUAUUUUUGUCUCGAUUUGGAUAUCUCUAUUCACCAUCUUCUUUCUUUCUAUAUGUUUACUUAAUUCGCAUUUAUUAUUAUUUCUAUAUUAUAUUCGAAAUGAAGAUGUCACUAAUCAAAUUGAAAAAUAAUUAAUAGAAAAAUUUGCUACUAAAUUAAUUCACAGUAUAUCUUUAAGUAUAGAUAUGUAUUCUAAUUAUUAUAAAUCGAAUAUAAUUUAACUAUGUAUGAGUUAAAUAUGCAAUGUGUUAAUGUUAUACGUUUAUACGUAAACGUAAUGUUUAUUUAAAGUAUUUUAGUAUAUGAGGAAAUGUUAAUCACAGCUCGUACGUUAAAAUAAAUAUAAGAUUGCGAUAAUUUUAUAAUAUUAUACUGUAUUAAGCAUUACAAGAUAAAGAUGAGAAUAAAACUGGGAAUGUAGAAAGCAGGA
Molecule: messenger RNA, 1515 nt
Organism: Vollenhovia emeryi
Lineage: Eukaryota; Metazoa; Arthropoda; Insecta; Hymenoptera; Formicidae
Exons: 3
Coding region: 584-1033 (149 amino acids)
Source: RefSeq, a predicted model, not a curated record